AUGGCAAGGCCUCUCUGGGGACCUGGAUCCGUGGGUGGUAAAGACUGGACAAGCGUGGAGGAUGCCGAUCAGACCACUCUGGGUGGUGAUCAAGGAGAGGGACUACCAGAAAUUGGCAGUUUCGUGCUCUAUAAAAUAGAGCCGCCGCUAAAGGAGAAAGAGGACUUCGACACUUGGUUAGACACGGUCACCAAGAUCCUUCAGGGUCACAACCUCCACCGGUUGAUCAAUAAAGAGGUUGAAAAGCCAGACAGAGACUCCGAAAAUGCAGAGAAGUGGAUGAAAAUCAGUAUGCAAGUGAGAGCAUGGCUCCGCGCUGGAUUAGAUCCCGAGAUUGCAAAGGAUAUCACGUCAACUGGCGAAAGAACCACCUGGGCAGAUGACUUUAUGCAAGUUUGUAAGAAGCAGCUACGGGGUGAAGGACACGGAGCGUUAAGCGCAGCAAUAAUACGCUUCGUGCGCACAAAAAGAGAAGAGUUCUCAACAACAACUGAGUUCAUACAGGCGAUGAAGACACGAUUCGUCACAGCAAAUGACCUCAAAGCAUCGUUCUGUGCCUAUCACGCCAUUGUGCUUAUGGUAGCACAACUCUAUGAGAUCCCAGAGCUCCGAGGAUCCAUUGAAAUCAAAAAUAACGAACUGAAAUCGAUCGUGGAUCCAGCAAUGACACUGACCACUAAUGACUUUUUCAAAUACUGUCAGGAAAUGAUCGAUAAAAUCAAAGAGAUCCGCCUUGAUGAGGGACUCGCAGCAAGCGGGACGAACCGGAGUCAACAAACUCCAACGAAGAGCGUCUGCACCAAGAAAAGAGGAUCAAGAAGCACUAAAACAACUCAAUCGCUAUGUGAAAGGCACAAUUGA
This is a messenger RNA of Penicillium robsamsonii, 861 nucleotides long. RefSeq lists its product as uncharacterized. The transcript has a single exon. Bases 1 to 861 code for a protein of 286 amino acids. Lineage: Eukaryota; Fungi; Ascomycota; Eurotiomycetes; Eurotiales; Aspergillaceae. The record is from RefSeq and is a predicted model, not a curated record.